GAAGGGACCUCUGAGGGCCGCCUAAUUCAACUCCCCUGCAAUGAACAGGGAUACCACAGCUAGAUCAGGUUGUCCAGGACCUUGUCUAGUGUCGCCUUGAAGGUCUCCAGGGAUGGGGCAUCAACUGCAACACCAGGGCUAAUAUUCCAGCUGAUGAGAUGUUACUAGGACUUUACCCCUUCCUCUGGACUCUGUCAGCUCGUAGUCUGAUAAUGGAGAAGAGAAUCAGCCUUUUAACAUGGCCAUGAUGAGGAAAUUUGUUAAGAUGAAUGUCUGCAGACUACGUUUGACAGUACCACCUGAUGAAGUUUCACAGCCUGAACAGGGAGCAAAAGAACCUGAAAGAAAGAAACAUGAGCUCUACCAUGUACCAAAUGGCGUGUCUCCAGGGAAGCUCUCUCAUGGAAUGGUGUAUGGCGUUGUGCACCGGACUGACAACAACCAUAAGAGAGAAAUGGUGGUUUAUGGCUGGUCAGCUGAUCAGCUGAAAGAGGAGAUGAAUUACAUUAAAGAAGUGAGAGCAACUCUGGAAAAAGUAAGAAAGAAAAUGUAUGGGGAGUAUGAUGAAAUGAAACGAAAAAUACAGCAGCUUACGAAUGAACUAAAAGUGACAAAUGCUCAUCAGGAAUCCUUAGAGAAUCAUGUGCGAGUGCAGGCUGCAGCCUUAGAUAGCUUUAGUGAAAUGAACAGCUCCUUGACAUCAGCAUCAAUAGACUUGCAGAAAACUUUAGUGGAUGUUACUUUGGAGAAUACUGAUAUAAGGGAACAAAUAAGGAAUUUAAAACACACACAUGAGCAAUCUAUGGAAAAGCUGAGAGAGAAGCAAAAACAACUGGAAACAGCACAAAUUGAAAAUCAGUUACUGAAAUUAAAGGUGGAAUCAUCACAAGAAGCCAAUGCCGAAGUCAUGAGAGAGAUGACAAGAAAACUGUAUAGUCAGUAUGAGGAAAAAUUGAGAGAAGAGGAGCAGAAACAUAAAGCUGAAAAGGAAAUCCUCCUAGAGGAAACCAAUCGGCUUCUGAAGGCUAUAGAGGAGUCAAAUAAGAAGAUGCAGAUUACAGAAACAAGUAUACAGGAGAAAGACCAGAGAAUUGGUGAGCUGGAUCGGUUGAUUGAACGCAUGGAAGAGGAACGUCACCAGCUGCAAAAACAACUGGAACUAAAUGAAAUACAACUAUCCGGAGCAAAAUCUGAGAGCAACUCUGACAGUGAGAGGUCGCAGCAUUUGGAGGAGGUAGCAGCUAGCCUAAGGGAGAGAAUAAAGCAUCUGGAUGAUAUGGUCCACUGCCAACAGAAGAAAGUUAAGCACAUGGUUGAGGAGAUUGAAAUGCUAAGAAAAAAAGUCAAAGAAAAGGAAUUAUUUAUAAUACAGCUUUUAGAAAAGAUUUCUUUCUUAGAAUGUGAGAAUAAACAAUUACAAGACAAAUUGGACUAUUUAAUGGAAAAUCAACCAAAGGCCAAUGUAGAAACCAGAGAUGCUGGUGUGGGAUGUGAUCUUCCAUCUAGUACAAGUAACGAUAACGGAAGAUCUCCCGAAAGCACAAGGACAACGAGGGCAUACACCCCAUUCAAGAGAGUGUUGGAAUAUAGCACAAAGAACAGUACCUCUUGAGUGUUCAAGUCAACGUGCUUUCCAAAUACAAACAAGUAUUUUGCGCCUUUGCAGCUUGAUUAGAUAAAUUUUUAUCAAGUCAUAGAGAAGAACAGCAGCAUGGAAUCUUGCUAAAUUUAUCCUGAAAGCAGCUUUUUAGUAGCUUCCUAUCUGAAGUUACUGCUGACAUUAACUGUGAGGGAGAUAGGCAAGAAGGGGGAUGAAUGAAACGGCAGUCUAUAUUGCUUCUUGAGAAGCUGUCUAGUGCAAUGUGUCAUUUCAAAUACCUACAAGGAAGGGAUUGUAUAGCUGUACAGAUUUUCUUCAAAUGUGUUCUAAUUCUGUUUGUAUGAUGAAUCUCUAUUUUAUUUUCAAUACUACUAGAAACAGAAUGUAAAACUACCUUGGCAGGGGGCAUUAAGCUCAAAGCUCCUCCUUUGUGUACAGAGUUUGAGAGCUGUUCAUACUUACCAUAGAGACCUGCAGUGACUGAGGGCUCCAUUCACACAGAACAAGUUGACUAAGAACCUGCAUCCUCUUGCUGAGAGGGAGAAAUGCAACUGGGAUGUUCUCAGGAAAUUCCCUCUACACACACAGGUGAAUGUUGUGUUUGUUGCUCAAAACAUUAAGCAAUAUAUCAACUUUAUGAUGGAUUUCGCUUUAUUGGAUGAAUAUGCGGUGUGUACUUCCUAGUCACAGUGCACAGUGACCACUGGUGAUAUGUAUCCAUCAAUGAUUAGGUAGGAAAACCCCCAUUGCUUUUUUAAAAUUAUUUUUGCAUUACAGGAAGGAAUUCUCACUGAGCAGCAUUUUGCCUACAGUAACCUCCUGCAGUUCCUGCCAUUCCCACAGCAAUAACUAUCCUGAAUGAUUAUUUUGAUUUUGAAUCUGCUUUCAUCCCCCACAAAAGCUUUAAAUCUUAUCCCCGACUUCAGAGUACCAGCUGAAUGACUGCAUCUUCCUACUGAAUUUAUUUAUAUAGUCUUAGUUUUUACAUUUUAUUUUCAUCUCCCAGUUUUAUUGAAAUAAACAAGUUUAGUUUAGUAUUUUCUUGUAGUCCUGUUAACAUUAAUGUGUGGCAAGUUUUUCCUAUUACAGCAACUGCUAUAGAAAAGAAACAAGUUGUUUUGAAUAAUUCUUGUAUUGAAUGUGAACCCCAGGAGGUAUUCAGCUUGCCACAGGGCUGCAUAAAGUGUCUGCUUUUAUCUCCAGUCUAAGGCAAGUUCUUAAACUCAGUACUCUCUGUUCAGUUAAUAUACUCAAAGUUGUACUUAAAAUAAUAAUAUUUAAUUCAUAAUCCCGAUCUUAUUUCUGCAUUCUUUCAUGGUUUUCUUAACUAGCUAAAAAACUUUUAUUCUGUAACUGUGCUGUUUAACUACUAAGUAAAGAAACCUGUCCUGGAGGAUGGAGUGGAGGAUGUUUUGAUGCAGUACAAGUACCUCACAGGAACACAAAUUGCUUGGUGUAAUUAAAGCAAACGCAAAAUAAAAUGGGAAACUCAAACCUCUCCAGCUUUUAUGCUUGGAUCAUCAUCCACUUGCAUGUAAGCUAUUUUUUUUCCUUAUGACUGAUCAACUCUUGAGAACUUAGAAUGGUCGUUCUUUCUAAAAAGUCAGACACAAUAUGGUGGAUUAUAUUCUGUAUAGUAUUCAAGAAAUACUGCAGUCAAAGCCAUUGACAAAAAGUUAAUCUACCUACUGUUGCGCUAAGCCUGUAACCUUUAUUGGGAUAGAAGUCACAAACAUUAACAGUUGCUCAGUAUUACUUGAAAAAAGAAAAAUUCAGAAUUUUACCAAGUUAAUGUAAUAGCUCUAAACAGAAACUCAUGUUUAGUUUAGUUUGCAUGGAGUGAAUAAUAUCUCCUCAGAUACCAAAGGGGGAAAAAAACCUCAUUGUACAAAGCAGACGAAUACCAAAUAAUGGCAUAUCAAAGAUGAGAGAACAGCUGACAUGUGGAGAAGCUGUAGCCUUAACCCCACAUAGAGUGUGCUUGAUUGUAAUUUUCUGUAAUUGAUUGUAUUUGGGAGAUUGAGUUCCCAAAUAACAGUUAAUUUGGUCAAUAACUAAUGAAUUAAGUUGUGUACAAUGAAUAUCUUGAAAUGGAACUCUAAACACAAAAACAUUUUAAAUGGGAGAGUUUACUGAUGAACCCAAAAGAUGAUGGGUAAUGGCCCAACCUGAAUUUAUGGCACAUUUUGUAUGUGUAAUUGUAUCUCCCUCUAGUGGCCCAUAGCAGCAAAAAUUAUUAGCUGCUGUUUGGACAGUAUGGUUUGAAGGGAAAAAUACUGAAGACUACCCCCAGCUGGCCAUACUAAUAUCCAUUAUGGAUGCAGCCUCAGUUGAUUAUCAGCCUGUUACCAUUCUAUGCGCCCAAGCAGUCUGGUUUCAGGAUUGCAUUUAUGCACUGUGAUUGGUGAGUUAUGUUCAAUAUCAGAUUAACUGAUGAAGGUUUUAUCUAUAGCUAAAAGGAAAUGGAAGUUGUUGUGAUAGAAAGACAUUAAUCGUAAAGUUUAGUUAAGUAAAAGUACUUUAUUGAUCUGUCUGGUUUGAGCCAGAAUUCAGGAAACAGUCUCACAGCUAAAUGCUCUGACUGUAGUAGUAGAGAGCGGGAUGAAAUAUCAGAAGGUUUUGAUACAGACUUCAAAAGGAACUUCACUCUACUUCUAGCAUAUUGCUGAUAAUAUCUCUGAAAAAGCUUUGAGAUGUGCAGAAAGGUGAUCAUCUGCUCAAAACUGCACCCAGACUGCAGAAAUAUUUCAUGCACGAGUUUCCCAUGUAAAUUCUAUUUAUGCCAUAUUACAUUUUGAUAUUCAGUGCACUGGAUGACCAUUAUUUGAUUCAACUAUUGGUCUAAAUGUGGUAGCUGUGAAAAGCAGGAGAGGAACAGUAUUUAUAUAACUGUGUUACAUGAAAAUAUAGAGCUUUCCAGUCAAAUCAAUAGCAAUGUAAAUUAGCAGAGAUAAUAACAAAUCUGGCUUGUCAAAUUGAGAUUGGAAUGCUUAGUACUAUAACAUUAGAACCUAGUACCAUUUCUGUAAAUGUAAACAUCAAUAAAAGCCAUAAAGAUAGGUCCCAGGAAGUGCAUUAAAUACAAGUCAAUUAUAUGACUUUGUUUGUACCACGGUAAGUGUUAUUCUGUGAUUUAUUCCAGAUCUUCUGGAAAGUAUUUUGGGAUACAGUUUUCAUAUAUGCUGUGUAAAUAGUGCAAUUACAUUGUAUGCUUUUAAAACAUCCUGUAUGUAAGACUUGAAAAGGAUAAACUGUAAUAAAUACUGUAUUUAAAAUUUCUAUUCUGCUGUGUAAAUAUUCAGAAAUAAACUUACCUUGAAACCUUGCAA
Messenger RNA from Coturnix japonica (Japanese quail), 4929 nucleotides. RefSeq names its product myocardial zonula adherens protein (gene MYZAP). The record is from RefSeq and is a predicted model, not a curated record. Gene Ontology annotation, biological process: intracellular signal transduction. NCBI's taxonomy places the organism in Eukaryota, Metazoa, Chordata, Aves, Galliformes, Phasianidae. Gene Ontology annotation, cellular component: intracellular anatomical structure; I band.